AUGAUCGGCGAGGACUUGUAUAAGAAAGGGAAGGAUGAUUUGUUCCUGAAAUGCGUCAGCUUGAAUGAGGCCACGCUGGUAAUGGCCGAGGUACAUGAGGGCAUCUGCGGAGCUCACCAAGCGGGUCCCAAGAUGAGGUGGUUAAUCAGGCGUCAUGGUUACCAUUGGCCAACAGUAAUGUCAGAUUAUGUCAAAUAUGCUAAAGGUUGUUGGGCAUGUCAGACCCAUGGACCGGUGCAACGCCUUCCAGCGGCAGAAUUCAACCCUGUAGUGAAACCAUGGCCAUUUAGAGGAUGGGCUAUGGACCUGAUCAGGAAAAUCUCGCCGCCAGCAACACGGGGGCAUUGCUUCAUCAUUGUGGCAACGGAUUACUUCACCAAGUGGGUGGAGGCCGUGCCAAUGAAGGGAGUCAAUCAGACCGAACUAAUCCGGUUCUUAAAGUGCCAUAUCAUCCACGGAUUCGACCUCCCAAAGACUGUCACUUGUGAUAAUGGGAGUGUGUUCGUAGGGGAUGAAGUGGUCGCAUUUAUGACUGGGCUAGGGAUAAUGUUUACUCACUCUACCCCAUACUAUGCACAAGGCAACGGGCAGGCCGAAGCGAGCAACAAGAUCCUUAAGGGGUGCCUAUCGAAGGUAGUCGACGAUAACCCAAGACAGUGGGUAGACAUGCUCUCAGAGGUCCUGUGGGUGUUCAGGACAUCUCAACAGACCAACACCGCCACCACACUUUUUGCCCUAACCUAUGGUCAUGACGCGGUAUUGCCAGUGGAGGUAAGCAUAAGGUCAGCAAGGUGGCGUUCCAACAGGGACUCUCGCCAACAGCCUACCAAGAGGCCAUGA
Telopea speciosissima is the source of this 840-nucleotide messenger RNA. RefSeq lists its product as uncharacterized. The coding region runs from base 1 to 840 and encodes 279 amino acids. The transcript has a single exon. Gene Ontology annotation, biological process: DNA integration. NCBI's taxonomy places the organism in Eukaryota, Viridiplantae, Streptophyta, Magnoliopsida, Proteales, Proteaceae. Gene Ontology annotation, molecular function: nucleic acid binding. The record is from RefSeq and is a predicted model, not a curated record.